This is a messenger RNA of Clonostachys rhizophaga, 771 nucleotides long. Lineage: Eukaryota; Fungi; Ascomycota; Sordariomycetes; Hypocreales; Bionectriaceae. The record is from the annotation of a GenBank genome assembly.
CUUUCUCUAUACGCCCACGGGGUUGUGCUGAUAUGUUCCUACUUACUACAAGUCUCACCUCUAUAUAUAAGUCCCACAACACCACCACAACCUCGGUGUGGAAACUCUUGGCCUCAGCCCCUGGCGCUUCUGGAUUUGCGGAUUGCCAGCCCUCAGAAUGGAACCCUACAGAAAAAUGAUUCUCGUUUAGUCCGGCUGUUUGUCCCCGCGCGUGGACAGCCUACGAUAUUAAGCUGGGCUCCAAUGGUACCUGGAGAGCCGAGUUUUGCUCAAGACAUCGAUGGCAUCCCGAAUUCCGCAUGUGUGAAAGUAAUCGCGAACAAUAUGACAACCUCGGCCAGCACUUCUACCUACGCCCUCACAUUUGGCACCGUCGGCCGCACAGUCACCAGGAGAAUUACGAUUAGCUCAGGAAUAAGUACGCUGCUAAUCCACAACGCAUGGCACAUCUAUUGGGAUCCAACAGAUGUGGCUAGUCUUAGUCCCACGCCGCCACUCCCUUUAUGCUCAACAUCAACCAUACACACUUGGGCCCCUGAUAAGAGCCGAUAUGAUGGUGCAUAUUUGGGAAACAAGUGCGAAAAUCAGGGAUCAGAUUUGGGUAACCUCGCCGUCAUUAUCAUAGUAGUAAUCUUUGGGGCCCUGUUUAUUGGAGGUUUUUUUUUUUUCAUUAUUCGCAGCUAUAGCAAGAAGAAGAGAUUAGCAAUAAGGGCUGUGUCGGUGGCAAACCAUGCAGCUGCCCAGGCAAUGCAAGGCCCUGAAGGCCAAACA